AGAAUUACGAGGAAUAAAUGUAAAAGCAAAAAUGAUGUGGAUUCGUCGUCCUAGCUCAUUCCUGCGUUCUCCCUGCCCGUCAAUUAGAAGAUCCUGAAAUCAUAUCGGCAGGCGAAGCGAUGAGUUCCUUCGCAGUAUCUUUGAAGGCCGCUCCUUCAUUUGCUCUACCGACAUCGCCUGGCGUUGCUAGGGUUUCUGGCUCCCCAACUCUUUCAUGGGAGAAGAAGAGGGGGAGACAGAAGAAAACACAUCUUGUACGAGCGGCCCUGGUGGAGGCUGGACCCAGACAGGUGCCAGCCAUCAGAGACCGGUCGUCUGACAACAGUAAUGGUUCUUUGCAAUCUCUGCAACGAGGCGAAGUCACUUCCUCCAUUCCAUCCAGUAGAGAUCGAGCAGACGAUAUGCAAGCUGAAGCUAGGGCAAUGGCGCGUGCAGCAAACGCUUCAGUUUAUAGCCCACAACUCUUGUCCGCUAAGUAUGGCCCUCGACCCAUCAAGGUGUUGAGCAGAGCUCUCGAGAUAUUCACUGGGCUUGGUUCUUUCGGCCUUAGCCUGUGGCUCGACCAAUUGAACGGCCAGCUGGACCAGAAUAGAAGAUUACGCGCCGUUGAGCUAAGGGAGAUUUUCACCAAUUUAGGUCCUACUUUUGUUAAACUUGGCCAAGGAUUAUCCACCCGACCUGAUUUAUGUCCGCCGGAAUUUCUUGAGGAGCUUUCUAAGUUGCAGGAUGCUUUGCCAACUUUUCCUGAUGUGGAAGCAUUUUCCUGUAUUGAGAGGGAGUUGGGACGUCCACUCGAUUCUAUCUACUCCUCUAUAUCUGCAUAUCCCAUUGCUGCAGCCAGUCUGGGUCAAGUUUAUAAAGCUCAACUGAAGUUCUCUGGUCAGGUUGUUGCUGUUAAGGUACAACGGCCUGGUAUUGAAGAAGCAAUAGGAUUAGACUUUUACCUUAUAAGAGGCUUGGGUUUUCUCAUCAACAAGUAUGUUGACAUAAUAUCCAGUGAUGCUGUUGCUCUUAUUGAUGAAUUUGCUCGUCGAGUUUAUCAAGAGCUCAACUAUGUUCAGGAAGGACAAAAUGCGAGGAGGUUUAAAAAGUUAUAUGCUGAUAGAGAAGAUGUUCUUGUCCCAGACAUUUUCUGGGACUACACAAGUGGGAAAGUUUUAACAAUGGAGUGGGUGGAAGGUGUUAAAUUGAAUGAGCAAGAGGCCAUUGAGAGACAAGGGCUAAAUGUUUUGGAUCUGGUGAACACUGGCAUCCAAUGUAGUCUCAGACAACUGCUCGAGUAUGGUUAUUUUCAUGCAGAUCCUCAUCCUGGAAAUCUCUUGGCAACUCCCGAGGGGAAGCUUGCAUUUCUUGAUUUUGGAAUGAUGAGUGAAACUCCUGAAGAAGCAAGAUUUGCCAUAAUUGGUCAUGUUGUUCACAUGGUUAAUCGGGACUAUGAAGCUAUGGCUCGUGACUACUAUGCAUUAGACUUUUUGUCCCCUGAUGUAGAUGUUUCUCCAAUUGUACCAGCACUCCGAAAUUUCUUUGACGAUGCACUUAACUCAACUGUGAGUGAACUUAACUUUAAGACAAUUGUUGAUGGCUUGGGUGCUGUGUUGUAUCAAUACCCCUUUAAUGUUCCAGCUUAUUAUGCAUUGAUUCUAAGGUCCCUCACUGUUUUGGAAGGCUUAGCUCUAUAUGCUGAUCCUAAGUUCAAAGUGCUAGCGGCAUCAUAUCCAUAUUUUGCUAAGAGGCUUCUUACAGAUCCGAACCCAUAUCUUAGAGAUGCUCUCAUUGAGUUGCUUUUUAAGGAUGGAAAGUUCAGGUGGAAUAGACUUGAAAAUCUGCUUGUCCAGGGAAAGAAAGAUCGAGAUUUUUCUGCAAGAGAUGCCUUACAACCUGUCCUAAAGUUAUUAUUGGGUCCAGACGGUGAGGAAUUGAGGGUUUUGGUGACUAAAGAGGCUAUUCGUGUCACUGAAGCUGUCAUUCUGGGCUCAAUUAUUGAAUCAUAUAACUUCAUCCCUGGUCCGAUGAGGACUAUUAUCUUCAAUGGCAAUGCAGCCGGUCCUCUUGUGAUGAAUCCUGCUGAACAGGAAAGCAUGAUGGAUCUCAGGGCACAAGUAUUUAGGAUAUGGGGUCUUUUGCGAUCCUCUGAGAGUUUUGACCCAAGCCUUCUACAACCUAUUUUACAGAUACUCCAAGAACCUGAGGCACGCAGCAUUGGAGGACGCGUUGUUGGUGGAAUAAGCCAACGCCUUGCAGCGCGGUUACUGCAACAAGUUCUUCGAGCUCCUUCUCCAACUGUUAAGUAAUUGUAUCUCAAAAUUCCUGUUGUAGAUUCAAAGGAAAACUGAAAUUCUGUCACAUGACCUGUGACAAUUAUGUUCGAAUUGCUUUCCGUAUCUAUGGAGAAAAUUAACUCAA
Molecule: messenger RNA, 2403 nt
Organism: Ipomoea nil (Japanese morning glory)
Lineage: Eukaryota; Viridiplantae; Streptophyta; Magnoliopsida; Solanales; Convolvulaceae
Exons: 7
Coding region: 120-2291 (723 amino acids)
Biological process (GO): protein phosphorylation
Molecular function (GO): protein kinase activity; ATP binding
Source: RefSeq, a predicted model, not a curated record